GUAACAUAACCUCACAUCUUAACUAGAUUUACGAUUUAUAAGAGUUCUUAUUGAAAAAGUUGUUAUUCUAAAUGUGCGACAUGCCAUCAUCUACAAGUACCGACGAACCCAUUAUUUCAAAAGUGAACACAUGCUUCAAAAAUGAUAUUAUUAAAGAGGUGCUCAAAUCAAAUUUCGUAAACCCCAGAACAAAAAUAUCCGACGAUUCUGUAGACUUAGUGACUGAAUUGAGUAAAUAUAUAGUAGUAGAAAGCUGCCUCAGAGCAGCCAAACAGUGUUCCACCCAAAACAGAACUACUGUUACUUUAAAUGAUAUGGAAAGCGUUCUUCCGCAAAUCAUGUUGGAUUUUCCAUAAAUAAGUUUAAAACAAGUCCAUAUCAUUUGAACAAUUUAUAUCAAGAAAAUCAUCGUCAUAAGUCUCACACUUCCUUCUGUCAUCAAUUCCAUUACCCCCAUCCAUGCCAUCGCCGCUGUUCUCAUGUCCACCAUCUGUUUCAGGCGUUGGUGGUGGAUUAAUUACAUCCCUCUCAUCAGUCUCUUUUCUUACGCGAUUAUUUUCCUUAGCUAAUAAUUCAGCUCUUGUUAAUAAAUCAGGCAAAAGUUUGUUUUUCGAAGCAGCAAUUUCAUCUUUAAGUUUCUUCAGUUUCUUUUUUUGUUUCUUCUUCAUCAUAAUCUUCGAUUUCUCCUUCUCGUCAUCAAAAAUGUUGUUUUUUUGCUCCUGUGUUAAAUCGUUGUCAUGCCUGACUAGAAAAAGGAAUACGCCCCCUGGAGUUCUACGUCUGGUUUGGUUCUAAUUUAAGUGGUUUAUUUUAAUGUAAUAAAGCAGAAACACAAUAAAAUCUUACCAUAA
Messenger RNA from Tribolium madens (black flour beetle), 851 nucleotides. RefSeq names its product centromere protein X-like. Lineage: Eukaryota; Metazoa; Arthropoda; Insecta; Coleoptera; Tenebrionidae. The transcript has 3 exons. Gene Ontology annotation, biological process: resolution of meiotic recombination intermediates; replication fork processing; DNA repair. Gene Ontology annotation, molecular function: protein heterodimerization activity. Bases 72 to 356 code for a protein of 94 amino acids. The record is from RefSeq and is a predicted model, not a curated record. Gene Ontology annotation, cellular component: FANCM-MHF complex; Fanconi anaemia nuclear complex.